AUGACUUUGGGCGAUUUAUCAAACCUCAAGAAAAAGCCAGGGGGGAAACGUGCUCCCUGGCUGUUGAAGUUUCGUUCUUCAACAAGUUUUAUCAUUGCUGCAGUCUGGAUGUCUACCUUCACGGAAUUCCUCCUAUAUGCCAUGAUAGUCCCCGUGAUGCCAACAGCCCUUAUGACCCGAGCCGGAGUCGAAUUUGAACACCGAGAAUAUUGGGUCAGCGUCCUUCUCAUGUCCGAAGCAGGUACGGCUCUGUUAAUGUGUCCCGUCUUCGGCUACCUGGUCGACCGCGGACGCACACGUCGACUGCCCUUCAUCGGUGCCCUGGUCGUAUUAACUGGCUGCAUGUUGGUUUUGCAGCUGGCGCAUUCCAUUGCUGCGUUUGUCGCGGCUCGUGUACUCCAAGGCAUCGCAGCUGCUCUAGUAGUAGUAGCGUCAUUCGCUCUCAUCGGCGAUGCUGUGACCCAGGAGCGUCUCGGUCAAACGAUAGGGUAUCUCGGCUCCGCGAUUGCGUCGGGAUUCUUGCUGGGCCCAUUCCUUGGAGGUGUUGUGUACAAUUCUGGUGGGUACGAUGCUGUGUUCUGGUUUGCAUAUCCUAUUAUUGCGCUUGACAUGUUUAUGCGACUGGUUUUGAUCGAGAAGAAGGUCGCUGCUCAAUGGACUGGAGAAUCAAAUGGAGACCUGGAGUCGGAUCUGGACACGGCGCAGCGUAUUCCCUCUGUCGGUUCUCGCGAACCCCAGGUUAUACAGCGAAGGAAGGGACUCGUGAUCUUCCGGAUGCUCAAGCAGCGCCGAGUUUUGAUAUCUUCGUGGGCGCUCCUCGCGCAGGGAAUCUUGCUUUCUGCUUUCGAUGCGACCCUUCCCAUAUUCGUCGAAAAGACCUUUGGCUGGAGUGCUCUCGGCAUGGGACUAAUCUUCCUCCCAAUGGCCGUCCCGGCCUUCUUUGAGCCGGUGUUCGGCAGCUUCACCGACAGGUUCGGUGCUCGCUUCGUAGCCUUCGGCUGCUUUGUUUUUCUCUCCCCUACUCUCAUCUGUCUCCGGUUUGUCCAGUUCAAGUCGAACGAACAGAUCGCUUUGUUAGUAUCACUGCUCCUCCUUGUCGGAAUCUUUCUCCACGCCUGCGCGCCAGCCAUGUACGUUGAGACGCAGCGCGCGCUCACGGCGAUGGAACUCAGGGACCCAGGAAUACUUGGACCCAAAGGCGCCGUGGCACAGGGAUUCGGACUGCAGAGCAUGUGUCAAUUUGCCGGAGUAUUCUUUGGACCGCUUUGGGGUGGGUUCGUUGAGUAUCGUUUUGGGUGGGGUGCAAUGACAGGCACUUUGGGGGUUUUGGUAGCGCUGACUGCACUGCCGAUGUUAUGGUUGGGAGAAAACGAGGAGGAAAGGGCUUUAAUGAGGUGA
Penicillium coprophilum is the source of this 1398-nucleotide messenger RNA. RefSeq names its product MFS transporter. Lineage: Eukaryota; Fungi; Ascomycota; Eurotiomycetes; Eurotiales; Aspergillaceae. The record is from RefSeq and is a predicted model, not a curated record. Gene Ontology annotation, biological process: transmembrane transport. Bases 1 to 1398 code for a protein of 465 amino acids. The transcript has 5 exons. Gene Ontology annotation, molecular function: transmembrane transporter activity.